AUGCCUAACUGGCCAUUCUGGAUAGCUCCAUUCUCUUGAAAAGAUGAGUUAUCAGGAUUAACAUGUUGUGCAGUAAAAUGUCACCAAGGUUGGAUACCGUAAUAAUAUCUCCAUUCACCCUAUAAACAUUCUGUUUGGCUUCGGGGCAAAGACCAAUAAGAACUAAUUCAGAAAACAAAAUCACUUUAAAUGUUCAAAUUCCUGGAGCUUGAACCAUCUCUCACCAUUAUACAUCCAAUGGCAGUCAAGCAUUGGCGAGUUGUUUUGCUGAUAUGAUCUUGUGAGAUGCAGAGUUACAUUACCUUCUUUCAUCUUUGUUAAUGUGUGUGACCAGAAAAUUAAUAUUGCUUUGUUUGUUCACUUGUAGUAAAUUGUGACUGAGGAAAAAAAUGAUGGAGGAAAGUGGGAUAGAGACGACUCCCCCCAGCACUCCUCCACCUAGUGUGGCUUUGGCAGCAAGUCAUCCUCCAGUCUGCAUAGCUUUACCUAGCCCUUUAGCUAACCCCAUCACCACUUCCUUACCCCCCUCAGUGUAUUCCACGCCUCCUGCUCCUCUUCGAACUCACUUGCCUCCUGUAGGCACCUCUACCCCGCUAUCCUUUGGAAUUUCUGUUAAUUCUCCCAUUCAUCCAGCUGCAGUUGCUGUUAGCACUACAGGCUUUAGCACUCCUCCUCCUGCAAACUUUUCUCUUCCAGCUCCUCCUACGGCCUCUCCUCCUGGGUCUGUCCUUUCUGCACCUCCCAUAGGUCCACCCAUCACUGGCUUCUCCACGGGUGCAACCUAUGACAUCACUCGAGGCCAUGCUGGUCGAACCCCACAAACUCCACUGAUGCCAACAUUUUCCUCGCUGUCGGUCUCAGGCAUUGUACCAAACACCAUGACUCAGGUUUCUGCUCCUGUGGGAGGUGGGUCUUCCAUCACUUUCCCAGAAGAGUCUGAGGAUCCCAGAUUGUCUCUGCAACAGGAGCAAAGUGCUUCAGGGGGAGGAUUGUGGGGGUUCUUUAAGGGAGUGGCUGGGAAUCCAGUGGUGAAAUCUGUUUUGGAUAAAACCAAACAUUCCGUGGAGUCGAUGAUCACUACCCUGGACCCAGGCAUGGUUCCUUACAUCAAAUCAGGUGGCGAUUUGGAUGUUUUGGUAACUUCCAAUAAAGAAGUUAAAGUAGCCGCUGUGCGAGAUGCUUUUCAGGAUAUAUUUGGAUUGGCCACGAUUACAGGCGAGGCUGGCCAGUCCAAUAUAGCCCCACAGCCUGUUGGAUAUGCAGCAGGACUAAAGGGAGCACAAGAAAGGAUUGAUAGUCUGCGGAGAUCAGGAAUCAUUCAUGAAAAACAGGCAGUGGUUUCCAUUGAGAACUUCAUUGCAGAAUUGCUACCUGACAGGUGGUUUGACAUUGGCUGCUUAAUUCUUGAAGAUCCUGCUCAUGGUAUUCAUUUGGAAAACUUCACACAGGCCACACCAGUGCCUUUGGAAUAUGUGCAACAGGCCCAAAAUUUGACACCUCCCGACUACAACCUGAGAUGGUCUGGGCUCUUGGUGACCAUAGGCGAAGUGUUGGAAAGGAGUAUACCUCACAUCACCCGAAUUGACUGGCAUAUAGUAUUUACAGGAAUGUCUCGAAGACAGAUGAUCUACAGUGCUGCCAAAGCCUUAGCAGGAAUGUACAAACAGCGACUACCACCAAAAAGCUUUUAAAAAAUAAAACUGACCAUCAGUCCUUUAGCAGGGAUUUUCUUUUGCUCAACUACACAUACAAGAGUAGUUUAGUUCCUUGUAUUUUUGUAUCAAAAGAAUCAACAAAGUCAGCUCCUGAAGCAAAUCGUCCUCUUGUAAUAUAACAAUCUCGCAAACCAGCAUGGAAACUGGUUAAGUAAACAUUCCAACAAGUGAAGAUUCAGACAUGGGAAAUAUUUUGAAAUAUACAAGUAUAUGUUGGUGUAUUUUAACUUUUUUAUGAUACAAUGCUUUUGAUGGAUAAAUCUGGUAAUGAAAUAUUGUACAUGAUGAAGUUAAGCCUCACGACAUUAGAGGUUGGUGCUUCUGAUCAAUAUUGUCCACAUCCUCUUCAGCUGAUCAAUAUAAAAAUGUGGCCAGACAAAUAUGGGUUAAUGUACAGUAGAGAGUGCAGUUAGUGUGGGAACAUAGUUUGAAAUUUCUUGUUCUACGCAUCCACCAACUGUUGUAUAAUAUAAGCUUACAUCAAAUUGAGAAUUAUGGAUACAUGAUUUACCAGCUGCGGGUUAAACAUAAUUUAGAAACCUAAUUUCUUUACCAUAUAAAUAGUUCCUUUAAUUCUACCCUGUUAACAUUUAACCAAAUAAUUUUUUUUUAAUUUCAAAAUUCCCAUUGGCUUUGUAAUGUCUAUUCAAAGAAUUACCAAUGCCAAUAUGUUGUGGGGUGAUUAUUUUUUUUGACUGGUGGUGUUCUUUCAGUGGAGUAAAAGGAAAGUACUCUACCACAGUUUUUUUAUAUAAUUGCUUUUUUAAUGUAAUUCUGCCUCAAAUGCAACCCUAGUCGGAUAUGUCUUUGUAAAUUGGUAAAAUGUUUAGUAAUUUUGCUGUAAUAUGUUACACAGUUUGUAUGCAAGCAUUUCUGCUAAUCUGUACAACUAAUCACAGGACAAACAGUUUACCAAUAAAUACCUUAGACUUAA
Messenger RNA from Callorhinchus milii (elephant shark), 2649 nucleotides. RefSeq names its product proline-rich coiled-coil 1 (gene prrc1). The record is from RefSeq and is a predicted model, not a curated record. Gene Ontology annotation, cellular component: cytoplasm. Lineage: Eukaryota; Metazoa; Chordata; Chondrichthyes; Chimaeriformes; Callorhinchidae. The transcript is spliced from 8 exons. Gene Ontology annotation, biological process: activation of protein kinase A activity. The coding region runs from base 390 to 1691 and encodes 433 amino acids. Gene Ontology annotation, molecular function: protein kinase A regulatory subunit binding.